AUGUAGAAUCAAAAGCCUCCAAAUUACGCCGAGGGUACGGCCGAUGCCCUGACUAUAAAUUAAAUAAUAAAGAUGGUACACGAACAGGUGUACUUGCUGAGGUAACGAGUCCCAAACGUAAAGGUGAUGAGCCAAAAAUAUAUUGGGAUAUCUGUCGAGGAGCAAUAAACGCAAAAGACGAAAUAGACCAAGACAUAAAACAAAACGAAAUAUGUCCGGAUGAAGCAAAGCGAAUCAUCAUUUUCAUCGUCGGAUUUAAAAUGAGUGUAUGCAUCUUAGGCCUUUUGUCACCGGGUAUAUAUAUAUUGGCAGAAGUAGAUUCGUUAAUUAUUCCAAAAACCGUUAGGAACCCAGA
This is a messenger RNA of Racocetra fulgida, 355 nucleotides long. Lineage: Eukaryota; Fungi; Glomeromycota; Glomeromycetes; Diversisporales; Gigasporaceae. The record is from the annotation of a GenBank genome assembly.